CAAGAUUUGCAUAAACUUUCCAGACAACACACUUCUUUUGAAAGGUCGCAGAAAUUCUCGGACGGAUUUAGCAAACACGGAGGAGAUCAAUGGCUAAAAUGUUACUGUAAUAAAACGCUAUGAUUUUCCGCGAGGAUUUAAUUUCGGUGUUGUCACACGCGCGUUGUAAUGGCGGAUCAUUUAGAACUUGUGGGUGAAAUUCCGAAGGUCGAGAAACUUUCCGUGCAAGAUCGCCUAGAGCUCGCAAAGAAGCGACGAUCCCAACAACUGAGACGAUGGGAAAGAGAGAAAGAUGAAGAAUUUGGUCCGCCACCGCCUAAAAAGAGACCUCAACGAGCAAAACCAGUGAAAUUCGAACCUAGAAUUAUUCUGUUGGAAGCCGCUUCACGAGGUGAUUGCGAUGAAGGUUGGUACAGUCUAGCUUUUGCACCGUGAAGUUUUGUUUGUCGAUGGUAGUUAUGUCUUCAGACUCUCCAUAUAUAUUGGGAUUUUUAGAUUAUUGAUGUUUCUCAUCCAGUGAAAAAGAUGCUUGAUUAUGGAGUUGACCCAAACUUGGCAAAUGACGACGGACUUACUGCUUUACAUCAAGUAAGUGUUUAUAAGGUUCCAUGCACGAUCUAUCGUUAUAAAUAUGCAGCUCUAAUACCGAGAAAAUCUUGUUUAGAAGCUUUGGAACUUGAUUGGGUGCAACAUUUGACAACUAAUCUCCAAACUGGGUCUGUGUUUAUUUUUGUUCACUAUCAGAAAAUUGGUGUUUGUUUUACAAUUGAGCUAAAUCAUGUUGGAACAUAACAUUCAGUUGAAAUUAAUUUUCCCUGUCGAUAUUGAUAACUUAGAGUUUUUCUGUUGUCUUUUGUAUAUUAUCUUGACUUGAAAUCUAGAGUACACUUUUUUUUUCUUGAAAUGUACAAGUGAAUUAAUGAAUUUACCUGGACGUUUUUGGUAAAUAUGACGCACGAGCGAGAUGGCAUGAAAUUGAUUCACCUAAGCGAAGCAAAAAGCAAUUUUAUUCCUCUUAAAACAUGAUAAAAUCAUUCUUAGUCGGGGUUUCCGGUCGGUGGCUCGUGGGAUUAACGUAAUUUUAAUUUCUAAUUACAUUGCGACGACUUUUAAAAGUAUUAUUCAGAUUAAAUUUGGAUAUUUGGCUGAUUGACGUAAAAAGUAACCGCGACAAAUUACUGAGUCAUGGCUUUUUCGUUAAUUUUUUUCUCUCAGCUUACAAUAUUAUUGAAUUCUAGAGUCAAACCACUAUUUUGUUGGAAAUAUCAAAUCAUUUUUGCUUAGUGGUGCUUUUUUCCGUUACAUAAAACGUUUCGCAUAGAUUUCUAAUCAUGAAGCUAGUUCAUGUGUUCAUUCGCAGCUGGAAUUUCAUCGGUUAAUUUGUUUGCUUAGUAGGCCGGUCUGGAGAUGUUUACAUAAGAAAAUGUAAUUUUACAAAGUUCUUCUUUCAGUGUCGACUAGAUUAGAACUCUUGAUAUUUUUUUGCAAUAAGAAACCCUACGAAAUAUGACCUUUAAUUCAGGGUUUCUUGAAUUGGCUUUUUUUAUUUCAAAUUUUUCUUGCAUUGCUGAAAGAAAUUCGCCUUAAUUAUAAUUGGUUCAAACGGCUUGGUGAUAUCUCAACAAUUUUACGUUUGUACUUAGACAGAUGUGAUAAUAACCCAUCAAAAGCACGAAGUAAAUGAAAUAUGUGCACCUUUAGGUUUUUUGUAUUGUUUUGUGUUCUUAAGUUGGGUGUAGUACUCAAGAAUCAAAGGAAGGUCUAAAAUUGAGGUCAAACCAGAGAUCAGAAAGUGACAGUUUAUGUUUGUUUUGUCAAAAUACUUACUCAACCCUCCAGCUCUUUGGAAAAUAGAAACGAUUUUAACAAAAUUCAAUUGAUGUUUCUUGUUUUGAUUUACAAGUACUUGAUUGAUGGCCCAUUUAUUCAAUAUAGGUUAAAAAAAAUGGGACUUUUCUAAGUAGUUUGAUUUAAAAAACAAAAAGUAGUUGGAAGUCUCAGUGAAAUUAAUCACUGUCUGUAUUGUGAUUGAUUUUUUUUUUUGUAAUUUUGCAAGGCGUGUAUUGAUGAAUGUGAUGAGAUAGCAGAACUUCUUGUGGGUUAUGGUGCCAAUAUUGAUGCAGAGGACCGUGAAUUGUGGACACCUUUGCAUGCUUCAGCUGCAUGUGAAAACUAUUCAAUGGUCCAGUAUUUAGUGGAAAAUGGUGCUGAUGUUGUUGCUAUCAAUGCUGAUGGAAACUUGCCAGUUGAUUUGGUUGAAGAAGAUGAUGACCUGAAGAAUUUCUUACAUGAAGAGAUGAACAAAUAUGGUGAGCCACUUUUUGUAAAUAACUAAACAAAAACAUGAACUGCCCUUUUAGUCAUAUGAUAUUUGAUUGACAAACUACUCAUAGAUUCCAAAAAAAGAUUUCUUUAGAUGACAAACCUUAAAAUAAGAAAAUUUUUGUGCAUAAAGUAGAUGGCAAAAAUGUUCUGACAGCUGGCAAUCUCCCACUGCCUACUGAUAACAAUCCUGAACUUUUCAAAGACUGGGCCUGAACAUAGUUAAGUUUUGAUUGACACCGCACAUGAGUGCAGCCAUGCAUGUCACUUUUGAGGGUGUGUUUUUUUUCUUAGAAAAUAUGUAAGAAAAUAAAAAACAGGUUUGUUUAUAGAAAGAAAACCUGUAAUUGUGACAAAGUCCGCUAAACUUCUAUUGCCAUGGAGGUAUUCCCGAAAAUUUAACAAAUUUAGAGUUAAUAUUUAUAGGACUUUACCACAAGUUCAAUAGCGUGGCUCACUUUAUCAUGAUUUCAGGUUUCAAUGAAGAUAAGAUCAAUGAACUUGCUAUUUUAAGAGAGACACGGAUGCUUGAAGAUAUUAAAGAUGCAGUUGAAAAGAAAAGAGACUUGGAAAUCAAGGAUAUGCAAGGUGCAACAGCGGUAAGUUUUUAACAUUGAAUUCUCGCUGAAAUAACCUGUGUUUCCUGUUUAGAUUAAACUUUAGUUACACAAGUAGGUAAUGUCUUACUCUGUUAAAAAAAUUUUUUCCUUUUUAAAUUAGUUACAAGAAUUUAGUGUUUGAUCAAGAGAACAACAUCCACUUAACUAGCUUGAGUAUUCUCAUUACCUGUUUGCUGGAUAAUGUAUGGAUGUUAUUGGGAGAAGUAAAAGGUUAAUCACUUCUGAGAGUUUAAGAGAACAGCCCUUUUCAGAAUUAGCCCCAGCUGGACAAUUUAACAGAGCAAUUGACUGUGAAUCUGUUUAGCUCAAAUCAUUUACUUUGACAUGACCAUUCUUACUCAUAGUGAUCAUUUUGUAAUCUAUGUUAUAAUAAUUCAGUGUUCUUUCAGUUACAUAUUGCAGCAGCUAAUGCCUAUGAGGAAGUGUUAGAAUUCUUACUUGAGAAUGAUGCAGAUGUAGAUGUUGUGGACAAGGAUGGGUGGAAACCUAUUCAUGCUGCAGCCUGCUGGGGAAAUGUAAAUAUUUUGAUUUCUUCUUGUUAGACACAUUAAUUGAAAGCUUUUUUUUUCUCAUCAGUUAGCAACUAACUCAUGUUUGAGCCCAGGCUCAUCGAGAUUUGAAGCACAUGAGAAGUUGGAGAGCACCAAAGAUGCAUAAAAGUGUGACUGAGACCAAUUCUUUCUUCUAGUGAAUUCUCCCCAAAAUUUCCAAGGUGCUUCAUACAUUGUGUCUUGAUAAGAACACAAUGAAAAUUUGUGGGCAGAUUGAUGACCAUUUACAGGGUUGUUACUAAAUGAUGGUUAGUGGCAAAUUUUCUGAAUGAAAAAGUGGUGAUUGCAGGCUGGUUUUUUGGCUGGUUAGCACCUGGUAAAUUACAACAGGUACUUUGGAGAUUACACACUUACAAUCAUUCUAUAUGGAAUGCUAUCUUUGAGUUUUCUCACUUGAAACUUCAGUUGGCAGCCUAAUUUGUGAGCUACAACCCUGUAGUUGUUAAUGCACAACAGCUGAUAUUGAAUUCCUAUGUUUAUAUUACUUCUAUAGGAAAAAGCAAUUGAACUACUUGUAGAGCAUGGAUCUGAUCUUGAAAGCAGAACACCUUAUGGUGAAGCUCCGUUAGGUUAGCAACAUACUGGUUGUAAUUUUGCUAUUUUUCAUUCUUUAUUUGUGUUCAUGGUCUAAUUUGCAAUCUGCUCUCCAUAGAUUUAUGUGAUGAUGCUGACGUGCGGCAGUUCAUCAUUGAUCUCAAGGGAAAAAUGAAGAUGAACAAGUUUAAAGUGAAGAAUAACAGGAGAAAAAGGAACAACUCAAGAUCGUAAGUGGUAGUACAGGGAAGGGUGUUUCUUCACAUUUUAAAACAGGCAGCAAGAAGCUGAAAGGAUGUUGUGAGCACAGUAUUUUGAUCACAAGUAAUUAUGAAAUAAUUGUGUAUUUCAAAUGAGUUUUUAGGUGGUAAGAAAUGCAUUAAAACACUCUCUUUAAAUGUAAACUGAUUGUAAACUGAUUGUAAACUCUCCUCAUCUGGCUGCUACAUAUUUUCCUUGUACCUUAGUGACAAUAACUUUGUAUUAGAUCAAGGUAAAUAUUCUACCUGAUAAGUUUGAGUAUUCUCAUUACCUGUUUGCUGGAUAAUAUAUGGAUAUUGUAUGGAGAAGUUGCAUGGUUAUCACCUCUGGGAGUUAGGGGUUCAAUAUAUUUUCACAUGAUCAUUUUCUGUUAAAAUUAACAUUGUUAACACUUUCUCUUGUUUUGUAGGUUGUCUGUUAAACGUUCCAGUCUUAAAGAAAAAAUUUCCAUUUCCCAGAGUGAAGCUAAGGCAGAGGCAAUUCUUAGACAACACCCUGAACUGGCUUUCCUCAUCGCGGUAAUGCAGCUUAGUUUAUUAAAAGAAAAAUGAGAACAAAAUUAGAGCAGAGUCAAGGUGAUGAUGGUUUAGGCUGAUUGUGCCACUGUGAACUAUUAGAAACACAGACAGCCUUACAGAUUGAAAUAAUUGGUUGUGUCAACUCAGAUGAUAAAACCAAAUUGUGUUUUAAACACCCUCCUCCAUUGCAGCACAACAGUUUCUUAAGAAGAAACUUACCCCUUUUAGACAGAAUGAAAGUCACAAACCUAUGAACCCUUUAAUAUCUGAGAGUGACUAGUAUAUUAAUUGUUAUUACAGUAUUAUGGUUAAAUGAAAAAUUUAAGUAGUGCAAGUAAAGGGAAUGUCAACUUGAGAAGAACUUGAUUAAUAAACAAAAUCUCCUUGCCAGUCCCAUAGGAAAUGUAUUGAGAACAGUAAGAAGAACAUGCUGUUUGAUGGUAGUGUGUGUGGUGUUAUAGUUCAUGGCAAAAAUUUGGUUCUUUUUUAUCAGAAGGACAAGAAGACAGAUGAUGGACCAAAUCAAUUGGAUCUAAGUGUAGAAGAUCCUACUUUGCCUAAAGAAGAAUCUCCUCCACCUGCAAGACCACAGAUUGAGGAGAAAAGUGCUGUUACUAAUGAGAAAGAGGUCUCUGAAAAUUCUACAGCAAUGAGAUACCAAAGAACUUCAGAAGUCAAGGAGACAAUUGUGACAAAUACUGUCAAUGGGAAAGUUUUAGAACAAGGAAAUAAUGAAAAGAAGAACAAAUCUCUUGUUAGCACAGCAAAUAACAAUGAACAAUUCAACAAGGAAAGAUCUAGAGAACCUCUUCCAAAAGAGAGAGAGGUCAUUGUGCCUAGACAAGGCACUGAUACAACAAACAUUCAAUAUAAGAGCCAAAAUGAUACAAAAGAGCAUGUAUUGCAGGGUAAAACAAACUCUAGGUCCUCAGAGAAAAUAGAGGUUCCAUUACAGAUACCUUCGGGUCGUCGUCAACUUCCUGCAGAUCCAAGAAUACAACAAGCUACGAAAGAUAUAAAGGUGGUUAAUAGUAAUCAUGCUAGUCAAGGAGUUGUGGCGUCUAAGGCAGACAGGACUCCUGUAAAUAUGUCUUCUUCAGAGCUUUGUUCCAACUCCAAUUCAACAGCACAGUCUGUCACAUCAGUGCCUAAGUCUACAAAGACACGAGCUGCGCCUCCAGUGCCAAGAUCUUCGGGAAGUACAGGCAGUAGGAACCAAGUGCCAUUAUCCGACACAUCAGGUUACCCAGAGUCAUUUUCCAAAAGGAAGUCAAGAGAUUCUCGAGAGAUUUCAGAUACUGCUUUGCAACAGUUAGGUAGGUUCAUACAGGUUCCUUGCUUUCUGAAAGUUAAUGCUUAUUUGUAUAAAAAUCGCUUGGCUUACAGCCAAAUAAAUAUGGUAAUUACCAUUCCUGUUUACAAUUUAGUGAUCUCAUGUCUGAUAUGGUUUCUCUUCUAAACUUAACCCUGUAACUCCCAAGAUCUCAUUAGCAAUUGUCCUUACUGUUUGCCAUAUAGUUCCUGUAAUGCUAGUUUGGAAAAUUUGGUUUUGAAUCAACUAAUGAUCCCUUAAUUAAUAUUUUUCUCUAUUCUCAUCACUUGUCUGCUUGAUAUUGUAUUGAUAUUGUAAGGAGAAAUUCUGUCUUGGUCACUCAUGGGAGUAAAAGAGUUAAUAGCAUUCCAGAAUUAUGUGCAGUCUGUUCAGUUUUUCCGAGUUUGAUGGUUAAUCAAAUUGUUCCAAGUCGUAGAGAAUUUUUCACAAGAUGUCAAACAUUUCAUUAAUUUCAACUGUUAAUUGAGACACAUGCAGAUCUAAAAAAUGUACUAAUUAAGAUGGUUUUGUGUCCGUUAUUUUGUUCAGCAAAGGAUAUCAAGGAGUCCAAAGUUAUUUCACCAUCAGAUGUCAAACUAUCUUCUGAUGCUGAGAAUGCCAGUUACACACCCAAACCAGAGACACCCCAACCACAACAGCAGAACAAUACUCCAGCAACACUUAAUGUCUUACCUGAAACAGCUCCUACAAGGAAAAUGUCCGACACAAACAAUGUAACUAAUUACAUUGUAGAAGAACCCAGGCGUAAAUUUAAACAACCUGCAGGUGCUAUAGAAGUGGAAGAUCAUAAAAAGUCCUGUUGUGUUAUCAUUUAACACUCCAAGAUGGCAAUGAAGCACUACAACACCACAAUUACUUGAUUGUGUUCUUGUGACAAUGUCUUGGCUGCCAAUUGAAAGUAGGCGUCAUUGCAGUAUUUGAGGCAGUCAUUAUUGAGAUAGGCCUCACAGCUUGGAGCACUAAGAUGUGAGAUAAAUUUUCAGCAAUUGCCAGGUAGAAAAGGCCUUUUGGUUUUCAGGAAAAAUGGACUACUUUUAAAAAAGACUGGGAAAAGUGCAGGUUCUGUAUAGUUACUUAGUAUACACCACAAUUGUCGAGCAGAAACUCCUUGUUGCAUCCACAAUCAAUCUGCGCACACAAUCUUUUGUAAGUACAACAAAAAAAUAUGCAUGCAUUAAUUAUGUCAAUGAAAACAUCAAACACAUUUAAUAUUAUGGUUGCACACACUGACUUUUGCAAUGGACUUGAUUGCUGCAGCUGCAAUCCUGCUAAGCUACUCUAGAAAAAGUAUGUGUUGAGAUAUUGCUACUCGGUUUAGACAUCUCCAGGCAAACCAUCAAGAAAAGAAGAACUACAAAUUAGCACUGAGUAGCUAUGAAUACAUUAUUCAAGGAGAAUCAUGGAAAAUACUAUGUAAAAUACUAUUUUUGCUAGUUUAUUUCUCUUUCAUAAAUCUUUCCAUUUUGGAGAUGUCAAUUUUUUUUAGGUAAUUGCAAUUAGGUAAUCAAGAUUAGUAGAAUGUCAUGAUUGUACAUCUGAGGACAGGAUUUCAUCAUGAACAUAAAAAAGGCAAAAUGAUUUGGAUGAAAAAUUUAAAUACAAUAAACAAGUGCAUCUUGCAACUCAUGCAGACUUUUAACUUGCCAGAUAGGUGUACUUCACUCGCACAUUUUAAUUUUUUUACAAAACUUCCAGCCUCUUGGGUUGGUUUGUCUUUCGGUUUGUUAUCCAUAUUGGAUUAAUUUCUAUGUUCUUAAGUAUUUUAUUGUUAAUAGUGAAAUAAUUAAUUUAUGAGUCAGAGCACAUAUUGUCUUAUUAAUAUAAGAAAAUCAGGGGUGGAAAAGGUUCACUCAGCUGUAGAAGUUUCCUUAUUUGUCCUUUCCCUUUGAUGUAGACAUUUGUAAACUUUUGUUGAGGAACACCAAAUUUGACUGAAAAGGACAAAAUAUAUUUAAUACUUUUUAUACUGUAACAGUUACCUAUAGGAAACAAACAAAAAUGUUUAACCCUGUCACUCCUAAUAUCUCAUUUGUAAUUCUCCUAACUCUCUGCUAUACAUUCCCUAUCAUUUUAGGAUUGAGAAUUUGGUCAUGGAUCAACUCAUAGUCCCCUUAUUGAUAUUUUUCUAUGUUCUCAUCACUUGUUUGCUUAAUUUUGUAUUGAUGUUGUAAGGAGAAAUUAUUCAUUGGUCAUUCAUGGGAGCUAAAGGGUUAACAUUAGAUGCAGUUUCCUCUCCUUUAUCUUUUUGUGCCAUUUGAGACAUCAUAUUUUCAUAGCAUGUUUUAAAGUCAAUUGGUUUGGAAUAGUGUCUUGAGAAAAAUUAGGUAACUACAGACUUAGGUUUUGAUAUUUUAGCACAAGUAAAAGGGAGGAAAGAGGUGUACUGACUUCCCCAUGUUGUCACGUGAAGAAGAGCCUCCAUUUGGCUUGAAAAAUGCACAUAUAUCUUUCUGCAGAUACCAUUUGUUCCAAGAUGCAAACAUUUUUUCGAGAGCAAAGUUUGAGGAAAAGUGAGCUUUGAGGAACAGAUCUAAAUUUCUAAGGACAAAUAUACAAGGAUAUUUUUAAACCAAAUGGAGGCUAUUGUAUUCAUUAUCCUUCAAAUAUUUUUGCAAGGUGUGGGGAAAAAUAAUUACAAGCAGCUUUAAUACUGUUUACAGCAUCAGAUGUUCACUUUUCAGCAUUCUCUAGUUACUGUAUGACUUAGUGAACAAAAAUGUCACUUCUUCUAACAACCACAUAAGGCUCUCAUCUUGAAUUAAAUUUUGAAUGAAGACUUAUGGGACAUAAGGUUUGGAAAUUGGGGAAUAUCACUCAAGGUUUUUCUUUGGAUAUUCCCCAGUUUUAGCUGAGGCAUAUGGGGUUACGUGAUGUGCACAAAUAUUUGAUGGAUUAUAAAUUGUGAUAACUGUUGCUGGGGUCACUUUGGAAAAAUAGAUCAAUCUGAUUAUAAGAAACAAGCCUUGAAUUUUGUCAAAAUUCUGUCAUUUCUUCUUGCUUUGUUUCUAAGCAGUAGGUUAGUUGGAUCAGUGUUUCAUGUAGUAUCAUUGGUUACUUUUGUUUAAGUUGGGACCAUGGUAACAGAGGUGGCUCUGUGAAAUGAGCAAAAGAUAGAGAGAAAAAAAUUCAUUUGUAUUUUCAUGUUAUUCAUGUUGUAGAGAAUAAAAUUAGAGAUUUUUUGACAUUGGAAUGGUGACUGUUUCAGAAGGCUGCCAGCCUGGGAGCUUGAUGGAGCCUUGUCAUGGUUAAAACAACUUGACAAGUUUUGCUCCUUUUUACAGAAUCAUUAUGAGCAGUCAAUGUUAGUCUCUCCCAGCCCACGACCAUUCUUUGAUCUUUAUGCCUAAUCCUUCCUUUCUGCCGUUUUUUAACCUUGUAAAUCUGUUGUUUGACAGUUUACUUCUAAAUCAAUGCAAUUUUCAACCCCCCCUCAAAAU
Messenger RNA from Pocillopora meandrina, 9576 nucleotides. NCBI's taxonomy places the organism in Eukaryota, Metazoa, Cnidaria, Anthozoa, Scleractinia, Pocilloporidae. The record is from the annotation of a GenBank genome assembly.